This is a messenger RNA of Porites evermanni, 2162 nucleotides long. The record is from the annotation of a GenBank genome assembly. NCBI's taxonomy places the organism in Eukaryota, Metazoa, Cnidaria, Anthozoa, Scleractinia, Poritidae.
AUGACUCUUCAAGAAACUGUCACCUCGAUACUUACGGCGGCAAAACUGCUUUAUCAGGCUUUUCGAGAUUGCCCAUCACCAGACGAAGUCGUUGUUUACGUCACAUUAAGUGAGCAAAAACAACCGUGGGUGCUCUUAACAAACCAAUCUCAUUUCUAUUGGUAGUCAAAACUAACCACACAUGCUUCUGAGCUGCAGAAACAUCUAAAAACAUUACUGUUUGAGCAAAACAUUGAAAAAGAAAUCAAAACAGUCGCGUUAACACGAGAGACUUCUCGAGUUAUUUAUGAAAAUGCCGUUCAACUAAGUGUUCAUGAAAAUCAAGCGGAGGCUAAGGAAGCCGAGCGAUUCGCACUUUAUAUUUUUGAUUCCUGCUCAAGUGCUGAAGGGCGCGUUUCUAACGAAGAUUUAACUAAACUAUUUCCACACGUUCUACCUCUUCCUCACGUGAUUAAAAAAACGGUUUUGUAUUCAUCUCGACGCCCAGUGAAGUUUCCCAGGCUUGCAGAAAACGUUGUCGAACACAGCCAAGCCCCUGAUAAAACGCUUCGUUUACGAGGAAAUACCCUAUUUAAAAAGGGAUGUUAUAAAGAAGCCGUUCAAAUUUACACAAACGCCCUUGAAGCAUACGAGGAAGGGAAACAACCAGAUCCCCGUUUGCUUAAUAAUCGAGCAGCUGCAUAUCUUAAACUGGAAAAAUUUCAACAAUGUUUUCAAGAUUCCGAAGAUUACAUUAAGAUUCUUCCCACUUGCUGGAAGGGAUACACGAGGAAAGCAUUAGCUCUUAACGGACUUGGAUUGCGUUUGUCCGCCAUGUGUUCUGCAGCUAUCGUGUAUUGUCAUGAUGCAAGCUGUUGUCGUCGUUAUGAGUUAUUUUCCGUCGAGUUUAAAGACCUGGAUGGAAAUUGGGAAGUUGUUGAUUCCUCUGAGACCCUCAAGUACUCUCUGAGUAAAUAUCAAGGAUUUUAUUCAAGGAAAAUAAUCCUUCUUAAAAAUGCACAAUAUGAUUUAAGCGACGUCGAUAAAAUUGCAGAUAUCACAUUAGCUGCUCUUGAGAGUGAGUCAGAUGUCACCAUUAAAUGUAAUGAGCUUGUUAUGAACAAUGAGUAUUUUUUCCAAAACAUCACUUUUCACCAAGGUUUACAGUUUCUGUUCACACAGACAAUAGUGUGGAGUUCUACAAAUGCAGUUUUGCAAGCCCUGCAUCACAAGAAGUUGCGUUAUCUAUUCAAAAUGGAUUCGCGACGUUCUUAGAAUGCCAAGUCAGAGACUGCAAAGGAGGUGGAAUACUCAUACGAGGACCCACCUCUUCAGCUGCAUUGAUCAAAUGUGAAAUCAGUGGAUGCAACGGAAGCGGCAGGGUAGGCGAACAAAUCAGCGGGGUAAAGUUGUUAAACGAAGGACGCUUAGUGGUUCAUGACUGUCGCAUUUAUGGCAACGACAGGGGAGUUACCAUUGACAGGGGCCCGUUGGACUUAUGCAUUUCAGCCAGUGGUGCAAAAAUAACAAACUGUGAGAUCUAUGAUAACAAUUCUGAAGGUAUUCUUGUUCACGGAUAUUCAGGGGGUUCGUAUGAUUUUACUUUCGUUACUAUGCGUAGGAACAAAAUUUUCCACAAUGGCACGUUUGGCGUCCGUGCGUCCAUGGAUGUCAAUAACAUUAUGUUUGAAGGCAACAUGGUUUUUGAGAACCUUUGGUGGGGGAUUUGUGUUCACAAUAACUCUGGCGGUGUCUAUGAAGACAACGAGAUUUGUAACAACAAAAUGGGUGGUAUAAAAGUCGGCCGCCGAAGUCCAGGAAAGACACCCUGUGUAGUAGUAAACAAUGUCCUCCACAACAACUGCGGACCAGCAUUUGACGAAGGACUUCGGCCAUUCGAAAGGGCAUCUUUCCCAGAGGAAUUACAAAGGUAUUUCCCUGAAAAAUCCCAAAGAGGUGAAGACGGAUCCGAGUUAAUUGUGUCUGUUCCGAAUGUAGCGCUUGCCGAGUUUGGCCAAAACCGUUGUGAAAACAAUGAGUUUGGACAGGUAUCCUUCAAGGAGGCUGCCAAAAUGUCACAGUGGGUCCUCUGCUUUCGAAGUAAUAUGAACGUGAAGCGAUGCACGGGGUGUAUGACAGCAACGUAUUGUGGCACAAAAUGCUUAACACUUCACUGUAAAUAA